Messenger RNA from Physeter macrocephalus (sperm whale), 1049 nucleotides. Its product is annotated as E3 ubiquitin-protein ligase UHRF1-like. Gene Ontology annotation, biological process: negative regulation of gene expression via chromosomal CpG island methylation. The transcript has 5 exons. NCBI's taxonomy places the organism in Eukaryota, Metazoa, Chordata, Mammalia, Artiodactyla, Physeteridae. Bases 109 to 918 code for a protein of 269 amino acids. The record is from RefSeq and is a predicted model, not a curated record. Gene Ontology annotation, molecular function: ubiquitin protein ligase activity; protein binding.
GGCUUGGCCCGCGCGGGCGGGCGGGAGAACAAGAGGGGCUCCGGGGCCGUGCGUCGGGGUCCGGGAAACGCAGGCUGGAGCUCGGGACAGCAGUGGGGCCGAGGCACCAUGUGGAUCCAGGUUCGCACCAUGGAUGGGAAGGUGGCCCACACUGUGGACUCCUUGUCCAGGCUGACUAAAGUGGAAGAGCUGAGGAAGAAGAUCCAGGAGCUGUUCCAUGUGGAGCCAGGCCUGCAGAGGCUUUUCUACCGGGGCAAGCAGAUGGAGGACGGCCACACGCUGUUUGACUACGACGUCCGCCUGAACGACACCAUCCAGCUGCUGGUCCGGCAGAGCCUCGUGCUGCCCGCCCCCAGCGGCGGUGGCCCCGGCGGUGGCAGCAAGGAGAGGGACUCUGAGCUCUCCGACACGGACUCCGGCUGCUGCCUGGCCCAGAGCGAGUCCGACAAGUCCUCCAACAGCGGCGAGGCGGCCGCCGAGCCGGAAGGGAAGGCCGACGAGGAGGAGUGGGACGAGACGGAGCUGGGCCUCUACAAGGCUGGCGAGUACGUGGACGCGAGGGACACGAACAUGGGCGCGUGGUUUGAGGCCAAGGUCAUCAGGGUGACGAGGAAGGUGCCGGCCCAGGACGAGCCCUGCAGCUCCACCUCCAGCCCAAAGCCGGAGGACGACAUCGUCUAUCACGUGAAAUACGAUGACUACCCGGAGAACGGAGUGGUGCAGAUGAACUCACGGAACGUCCGGGCUCGCGCCCGACACAUCAUCAAAUGGCAGGACCUGGCGGUGGGUCAGACGGUCAUGGUCAACUACAACCCUGACAACCCCAAGGACCGCGGCUUCUGGUACGACGCGGAGAUCCUGCGGAAACGCGAGACCCGGACGGUGCGGGAGCUGCACGCCAACGUCAGGAUCGGGUGAGUCGGUGCCUGCCAGCCUCCGCCCGGCCUCCGCCCGGGCUCGGCCUCCUCUCUGGGUCUCCACACCCCGCCUGGGGAACUGUCUCUGGGCCCCAGGCAGAGAUUUCUAGCUUCCUUGUUCUCUUUGGUUUG